Molecule: messenger RNA, 1766 nt
Organism: Calliphora vicina (urban bluebottle blowfly)
Lineage: Eukaryota; Metazoa; Arthropoda; Insecta; Diptera; Calliphoridae
Product: paramyosin, short form-like
Exons: 3
Coding region: 773-1687 (304 amino acids)
Source: RefSeq, a predicted model, not a curated record
CAAUCAAGAAAAUAGAUCGUAAUACGUGGCAGUCUAAUUAAUAUAGUUAAGACAGCAGGAAGUUUUAUUUGAAAAUAACGAACAAUUAUUAAAGAAAUUAAAUAAAACAAAGGAGUGAAUAAUAAGUAAUAAUAACAAACAAAAAAAAGGAUCAUUGCAAUAGCUAAAGCGUAAAAAAAUUGUGUUAUACAAUCAACGAAAAUUUGCGAAAAUAUUGAAACGAAACGUUAUUAUCCAUUAUACAAAAGCAAUUGCUUAAAAACUCAAAAAAGCCUAAUUGAUUACCUAAUAAAGGCCCUAAUACAAUUGUUGGUAGUAAAUAAAUUACUAGCGACAUAUUGGAAAGAAGGCAACCAUAAAUAACGGCUAAAGUGUAAAGACAAGGCCAUCAUCACCACCACCACCCUCUACACACAGCAAAUUUUUAAAGCAACUGCUGCUGCAAACUAUUCUAAACGUCUGCUCUACUACUGCUGCAUAACAAUUGAAUUUCAACAAUAUUCUUUUUGUCUAUUUUAAAGAAAUUAUUUUGUAGUUUUAAAAAACAAAACAACAAUACAAUUGUAUUUAACACAGACACUCACACACAAAAAUCCCCCAAACAAAAAGUACUUGCUAAAUAGUACCUUCAGCUAAAUAACAAACCUACAAAAUACCCCUACUCUCUAAAAACAAUCUCUCUCAUACACAAAUACCCUUAGCCCCUCUUCAACCCCCUCCUCUCCUUAGAUUUGUUAUUGGGUGAGCAACAGAAAAAGCAAAUCAAGAAAUCAUGGCUCUUACCUAUAGUGUGCGUCCCCCGCGUGUCCGUCACAUGCUACAAUCCACGUACGAAGACAACUAUGGCUACACUAUGAACUUCUAUCAGCCAAUGAUGGACUACUUGGAUGCAAAAACGAAAAGUUUGCAGGUAAAACCACCACACUUGCCGUGGACCAGUGAACGCGGCCUCAGGCAAUACCGACCCUCGAACGCUAUACGCCGUUACAAUACCGACGAAAUACUGCGACUAUCGCGUGCAUGUGCGAACAGGGCAGAUGAGAUUUUAUUAGAUUUUCGCGUUAAGAAACGUUCACCAUUCAGUGUUAUUAAGUUAGCCGACGCAGCGCGUGUUACUAAGCAUAUUGCUCCCGAUACGGUACUAGAGAGAUCGCGUGAACGUCGUCAACGUCGCCAAAGAGAAUUAGAGGAUAUCAUACGUCAAGACACAAUUAAGCUACUUCAUCGUAUUCGUAGAAUGGAAUUAGACUCUGGCGAAAUGACGAAAGAAUUCAAACGUCAAAUACGCGGUAAAUCGGCUCAGGCCAUUGCUCAGGCUUUACUUUCAGAGUCCGAGCGUAAUAUUAAACAAUCGAAACGGGAGGAGGAGGAUUACAUGGCAAUGGCUAUGGCUCGCUCCAGCCGUGCUGUAUCGCGUAUGCGUUCUUCCGUCUCACCGGAAGGCGGUCGCAUAUCCGCGCAUACCUAUCACAUUGAACUGAUGGACGAUCGUAUGGUCGAUAAGCUCGAUCAUAGAGUAUCGUCCUCGUUGCACAAUGUUAAGCGUCAGUUGUCGUCGUUGAAUCAAAAAACAGUUGAAUUUUAUGCUGAUUCCAGGUGCGAUUUAGUUGAUAAGUGUUGGAUAUGUCGUAAAGUGAUGCGUAAUCAUCCCAAGAUCAAGGAUUAUAGUUAUUUGUAUUGGCAUUGAGGACAGAAGUUUUCCAACUAAAAAAAAAAAACAAAGAAAAUCUUUAAAAAAUUUUAAAAAAAAAACUAGUGGUUUUAAG